AUGAAUAGUCUAACUAUUGGUGACAUUGUUCAGAAUUCAGGACAACGUGCUAUUGUUCGUUGGCUUGGUUUUAUCGAAGAAAUAUCGAUAAUCGGUUUGCAAUUGAUUGAUUCGAUAUUACCUGGCUAUACUGAUGGUACUUGUCCAUUUGAUAAUAAGCGUUACUUUAAUUGUCCAAAUGGACAAGGGAAAUCAAAUAAACAAUCCGUGCCAACAUCUUCAGUAAAUGUAUCCAUAGCUCAACAACCAAUUCGAUCAUUUUCUUCACCAACUAUUUCUCAAAUUGAACCUCCGUUAGAUAGUAAUCAUGUGAUAUCACCAUCACGUGGUGUUCUAAGUCGAUUAACAUUCGAACGAGAACAACGAAGAAUUCAAAGGACUUCAUCCACAACUGACGACAAAGAUACAUUCAAUCAAACAUCAUCAUUAGAAUCAGAUCCAACACCAUCACGCAUAUAUCGUCCAGAAAAUUAUAGAUCAACAUUCAAUGAUAAACCUGAAGAAUCGCAAAUUGGUGAAUCAACUUUAGAUCGCAAUGAGAAUACGAAUAAUGACGAUGAAAACAAGAAUACUUGCCCUGUAAUUCAAAUAGCAAGUGAUAACGAUCAAUUAUCAUGCACACAGAGUUUACCUUCAUUUGGUCAAGAAUAUUUCCUUGAUAAUUGGUCACUUAGUCGUGUAAAAACUUUACUAGAAAAUCAAAUUCCCAUUUCUAAUCAAUUAUACUUAAGCAUAUCUGAUGAUCAAUGUAAUGUACAAAGUUUAAUCGAUGAACAAAUUACUGGAUAUGAACCUUCUACACCUAAUGAACCACCCAAUGAUGUUUGUAUUGAACUUAUUAAAUUAUUCAAUCGUGUCGAAAUAAUAUUUCCAUCACGUACUAUUCGUUUAUAUAAUAACGAUUAUUUAUUAUUGGCUAUAUUAUGUUCAAAUAAUCAAUGUGCUUACAUACGAACAGCAGAUGGUUGGGCUUAUAUAGACGAUGAAUGUGAUCAUGAACAAUCAAUUGUUAUUGAUGAAAUCUCACAAAUGAUUAACGAUUCAAAUAAUGAUAUUCAAAUAAAUUCUGAACAAUGUCUACAUGUACUUAAAAAUGCUUCGUUUUUAUAUUAUAAACUUGUUUAA
Rotaria sp. Silwood1 is the source of this 1125-nucleotide messenger RNA. NCBI's taxonomy places the organism in Eukaryota, Metazoa, Rotifera, Eurotatoria, Philodinida, Philodinidae. The record is from the annotation of a GenBank genome assembly.